AUGAUCCGAGAUCGAUCUAGUGAAUUCCGGCGAAAAGCUCAAGAGAACGUUUUCGAUGGACUGGAUGUUUUGGAAGGUGGACCGUCAUCCGGAAGUAGUGACUUGAAAAAUGACUUCUUCAAUGAAAUCGACGAAAUCAGGCGAUUAAUUGAGAAUUUGGUGGAUGACAUCAUGAAAUUGAGGCAGCAACAAUCAUCCAUGCUAUCGAAGCCAAUCAUUGACACCAGUGAUAAGGAGAUUCUGAAUGAGAGUAUACGAGCGAUACAGCAUCGUUCGGCAUUACUGAGGCCGAAAUUGAUCAAAAUGAAACAAGACUAUGAAAGCAGUUCAAAAUCAGCUUCAAAUUCGAACGUGAACAGUCGCAUUAGAAAAUAUCACAUCGAAGCACUGAUGAAGAAAUUUUCCGAUGCGUUACAAUUAUUCAAUGAAGCACAAAAUGAUUACAGACGUCGGAUUGCGGGUAGAUUAAAGAGGCAACUUGACUUAGCGGGCGAGAAUUGGACUGAUGCGGAAGUGGAAGAAAUGAUCGAUUCUAAAUCAAUGCAGAUAUUCCACAGAACGGCUACAACAGCUAUAAUGCGAUCUGUAUUAAACGAUGUUGAGUCACGUCAUAAUGAGAUUAUGCGAAUUGAAAGCAAUAUUAAAGAUUUGAAUGAUAUGUACAAUGACAUUGCAUUCAUGAUACAAAAUCAGCAUUGGUUUCGACGUCUCCAAGAGUAUUCACUCAUCUCCGGUAAACAAUAUGAUGCCAUUCGGUCCUCGGAUCGGUCGAAGGGCGAAUCAAUAGAUCGCAUCGAUAAAAACGUUGAAGAUACAGUUUAUAUCGUCGAAGCAGGACGAAAAGAAGCACAUAAAGCAUUGGAACAUAAGAAGAGUGUGAUCAGUAAAAAGAUCUAUUGUACAUUUUUGUGUAUUCUCGUCACAGUCCUCAUCAUUGUUAUCAUCAUUGUUUUGAGUGUUGUUCUCGGUCGCAAAUGA
Messenger RNA from Anisakis simplex (herring worm), 978 nucleotides. The record is from the annotation of a GenBank genome assembly. Lineage: Eukaryota; Metazoa; Nematoda; Chromadorea; Rhabditida; Anisakidae.